CGGAGUUUUCGGUGCCGUCGCCAGUGGCAGAGCCAGUUUCUCGUAGCAUCGUGAAGCCGGCAGCGUCGAGGCGCCCCUUCAGUAUGAAGCCGACGACCGUGCCAGCUGCAGCUGCUGCACCUGUCGUCCCGUAUACCGCGACGACUACGCUCCCCGUACGCUCCGAUGAUCCGCUCGCCUCAGGACGCUCCUGAUCGUCGAUCUUUGCACGCCCGGUUCACUCAACAUCGAUACUACAUGGAUACCUCGGCACGAGCUCCGAUUUCGUUCGCCGGGAAAGACUCAGCUGAGUGAGGAGACACGCGUGUCGCGUCGUGCCACCGGAUAAGAAUCGGGAUAGUUCAGUGGGAUAAUAACAAUCGGAGAACUAGCAGGAUCCUCGGACUAGCGAUCCUGAAGACGCCGCGUCGCGACUGAGACUCCUCGUGUUCUCGUCUCACUUCUCGUCCUUCUCUCGGGCCAGCUCUUCUUCAACGUGACCGGUGAUCGGCUUGUGUUCCAGUGUUUCUUUGCUCUUCUCACUCUCCUCGUCGUUACUCGCUCUCGCGUCUUGUUGAAAGAAAGACCCCGUGAUACGUUACGCGGUGAGGAGACGCGUGCGGGACUCCGUCUAAUAAAAGUGAAAACUGGUUCCUUCGGUGUCGACGAGAACCACUCCGCGGAAGAACUACGUUUGGAUAUUUCCGGACUGUUAUCAGGUUUGAUUUCGACUGGACCUCGAACGAGCGUAUCGAACGGGCACGAGAAACGACAGCGGCGUGCAUCGGUGGCGAGAGCCCGUGAUGCCACCGCCGCCGUGUGUUUGGAAUCGUUAGCGGCGGGCCUCGAAAAAUGGCCUCGAUCUUGGGAGACGGGACGGGCCCCGGGGGCUCGGGACCAUCCCGAUGCCUCUUACUUCUUCAAAGGUCCCUGGCUAUCCAGCUGACCAGGGGUCCGCCUCCUCAGGUUCUGAACGCUAGCCAACGGGAGAGUCCCAAGGAGCAUCCGGCCGACGAGAUGUGGAUGUACGAUAAAGGUUACAAUUUGUUUCAGAGCUUCUUGGAAGCCAAUUCGAAGUGUUGGUGGAACGCAGCCCUGGUGGACGCAACCCGACAACUCAGGUACAAGGGUCACGUUUCACCUGGGGUGCUGAUGGUCGGCGGACCACCCUGUGCCCUCGAGGUCUUGAGGGCAGCCUGGGCUCGGAACGUCCUACGACCGCCAGCCGAUCAUGCGAUCACUUGUCUCGGCGAUAUCGAGGAUUGCCUGGUCGCCCCGGUGGCUCAAGGACAGUUCACGCCGCUACCGGAAGCUCUUUGUUGGGCCAUUUUAGAGUUGACUUCUCAGAGGCAGGCGGCUACAUUAGAUACGCUCAGAUCGGCACUUAGAAACGCGUUCCCGGCUAUGCAGAAACCAAACCGCGAUUUAGUUUACGAUGCCCUGGCGAAAUUGAUGCAGGAACGUAAGAUCUAUCACACGUCCCAGGGCUACUUCGUGGUCACGCCCGAGACUAGGAGGCUCAGGCGCGAUUCGAGCAACUCCAGGAGAUGCUCCAGAGAGGUGAGCGGGUCCAGGGGUCAAGGAAGCAUGCUCAUGUCGAAUGACGAGGCCAUGGCGCUCGUACACGGCGAAAUGCUGACUCUGAGGGACGGCGACGUGACGCAUCAAGCCGUGCAAACAAAUCUGGCGGACGUCAUUUGCGGAGGCAAUCCAAACGACAAAGUUCUGUUCGCGAGAUGUCGAUCGAUGCCCAGUCGCCUUGAGAGGCGACACUCGCUACGGCUUUGGGGAUCCGCCCGACGCUUGCACAGAAGUGGAAGCUCGCGGUCUUUGCCGCGGAGGCCGGAAAGAAGCGAUACGUCGUCGAGCGCCGAAUACGCGAGCACCGACAGCGCGCCCCAUAGCCCAACCAGUUUUUCCGGGAUUUUUUCAGAGAAAAUAGGUCUGCUGUCGAGGCUAUUCCGACGCAGCACACGAAGAAAGGGCGCACCGUUAAUGGGCACGUUCAGCGCCCAGUAUCCGCCGACCGAGUGGUUCAACCCGCGUGUCGUUCACCUGCACAGCGUGGCGACGCAGACAAGAGCGGCCAGCCCCUCGAUGAUGGAGGGCCUAGAUCAAUCGCAGGCCAGUUUCCAAGUAUGGGACGAUUCUAGUUCCGUACGGUCGGCCACGCUGCCCAGGCGACAUCGGCGACAAGCGAGCGGCGAUUCAUCGAGUCUGUUGGCCAACUCGACGCCGAGGAGUUCCCGACGACAUCGAUCACCCUGCUCGACGUUGCCCAGAUCCAAGUGUUCCAGUCUGAGCAGAUGCACGUCGAGGGCUUCUGUCCUGCCGCCGAGUGGCAACCAGGAACCGUAUCAGAGCCGCAAUCAAACGCAGAACGGCAAGAACUCGACGAACUCGUCGCCGAGCAGAAGCGGCGGAAGCUCCGGAUCUAUGCGAACGACGAACGCGAGCCCGGCCAAGACGGCCACGUUAGGCAGAUCCAGCACGAGACAAUCGAACUCGAGACGAACGAGUCACGAUUCUACUGGCAGUGGUACGAAAUCGAACGGAUCGCCCCAGCACAAGAGUACUUUGCUAUUGCAGGUAUUGCAGAAGACUUCGUCCGGACACUCGACCCACUCCAGUGGAAAAUCGAUCUCGAGCGGUAAACUCUCGUCGUCCCCGCUGAAGACGUCGACUCUACCAGCGAAAUCGUCACCGUUGAAGGUGGUUCAACAAGGAUCCCUGACUCCACUGCAGGAAGCGCAAAAUUCGAUAACCCUGCAAGUAUCGACCAAUCUGACGCCAGUUAGCCCGUCGCAGGAGCAACGAGCCAUUCAGAACAGCGUGACACUGGCCUCGAAUGCGAGCAGCACGACCACCAUUUCCGGUUCACCCGGCACGAAGAUCUACGUGCAGCAGAACAACUCUCCCAUGAGAUCGGUGAUCACGUUCGAAAACGGUACGGUUAAGACCAAGGUGGCCGACAAGGAUCCGAUGGACUGCAAGGAGAAGCAAGACCGGGAGUUGAUCGGCGAGAAACUGUACAAGAGCAAGAUGGACGAGGAGAAGCUGUUCAAGUCGAAGCUCGAUGAGGAGAAACUGAACAAAUCCAGCAAAAUCGAACGUCCGUCCUCGCUCUACGCUUCCAAAGAAUCAAAACCGCUGUCGGAGUCCGACAAAGAGAACAAACCGAAACCCGAAGAGGAGCUGUCUAACAAAUUGAAGUUGACGAAUCGGCUGAACAACAGCCAGGCGCAUCUGAUAGAUGGAUCGACGAACAACAUAGACAAGAACUCGUUGGUGAACGAGCAUCCGCCGUCCACGCUGUCGAGCAUGAAGAAUACGAAUGACGCGAUGAACAAUUCGCGAAAAUUGAGCUUAUCGUUGUCGAAAGACGCUCUCAGUUACAGGAACCUCCUCCGUCCGGGCUCGAAGAAUAACAUCGCGUCGAACCCACCCUCGCCCACGAAAUCGUUCGACGGUUUCGGCGGUUCGUUCAACAACGUCUACAUAGAGAAUCUGGAGGCUACCAAACAGCAAAGGGCACCGCAAGGCUCGGAACCGAAUCUCGAGAAAACGGUCAGCCGGGGGGACCUUUAUUCGUACCCGAGCCUCAGCGAUAUGCAGGUGCAGUUCACUAGCCUGGCCGCUCAAAAAAUUCUAAAAGGCUGUCCGAUUAACAGCGUGGACACGUUGGUGGAAGUAAAUAUGGCGGCUGCGGAGAAGCCGAACAACUGCGACGUUACCGUUCACACCGACUUUGGACUCGUUUAAAGUUUCGUCCCGGCCGGAAAGCUGUGACUUCUGCGCGUAUUCUCACAGUGAAAGGUUGAACUUUAGCACGAUAAACUUCUCGGUAAUCUCGUAUGCUUGCGCCGCGGUAGAAACGUCGAAAUAGCAAACGAAAGAACGCUGUACUGCUUAAGCAUAUAGAGAGCAUUGUAACAGUUACCAAUAAAUAAACGUUUCUUAUGUUCAAUCGAAUACAUUGUUGGACGUGUACAUGUCACAAUGAUUUUCGCUGCGCCCAACACUUUUAACACAUGCAUCAUUCACGUUACGAGCACUGAUGAUAAUCGUCCCGGUGAAUCCGUGGUACCAUUGCGCUCAUCAUCUAGCAUGAUCAUCUAUAUGCUUAUGCGGCCGAACGUUCGGUAACAUUGUAUAAAAUAAUGUCAGCCAUUCGACAGAGAGUAUUCUUUAACGCAUUGCUAAUUGUUUAGAGCCCAGCCGCUCAGCAAUUCGAUUACACACAUAAUGUUGAAGCAUCAGCUUUAUUCCCGUGAAGUUUAAGUUACAAGAAUCAUCUGAAUGCCCCGUUGCAUUGUUUAUGAAAAAUUUAUACUAUUCUCAAUGAAGAUUAUUUGAAAUCGCUAUCUAAUAUUUUUUGCACGUUGGUAAAUCUAUCGUAGAACAAUGCAUCGCAUGCGUCAGAUUUCAUCGUGCCUCAAUUUGUCUCCUUUCUUGUACUAAUUUAAUAUUGUGCACAAAAUAAACUAUAAACGGGUACCACAGCGUCGUAACGUUAGCAGUUUUGCAUCGCUUUACCGAGCUAAAGCGAUUUGCUAAAGCAAUACUUCACGUACGAUAGCCUGACAAUUUGCCUUACUCAAACGAGAGAGAAUAAAAAAAAGAGAGAGAUAAUAUUUUAUGCGAAUUCCAAAUAACUGCCUAUUUAGCGAUCAACCUAAGGAAAUGUCUUCGUGGGAGAUGUAUAAAAAAGCAGUAAUUUAAUGAGCUACAUUCGUUAAUACCCAAUUACGUACUCGCCACUCUGUACGAGAGUCUAUAAACGCUAGACGAUAUUCUGUUUCGGUCGAUAUGCCAAAGUAGCGAGGAAAAGCGUAGUGUGGUCAAUUUUCUGUAGAGUUUAGACGUUAGUUAUUGACUUCACGAACGCAAGGAAUAUAUCGCAACUACAUACGUACGAUUAAAUGUGUAUUACGAUUACCGUAUACGUAAUAGACUCUCAUCGAAACGGGUAAAAUUCUAAAUUCUCGGGGACAGCCGUCUCCGUGUAUAAAUUUUAUAACGAGAUUCGCACGAAUUUACAUAAGCGCGAAGUCGAAACGCGAAAAAUCGAUCACAUGCAAUGACGAGCGCGUGUAACAAAAUGAAAAAGAAGCAAAUAAAUAAGUUUCCCUAUUCAGGAAAUAAAAGCGGUACCAUUUUCUGAUCAGUGCAAUGGUAAAUCUAAGUGCCAAAAUCGAUAAUAGUACUUAAAUCGCCUUAAACCGUCUGCAACGCGAACUCGCCAUCGAAAUCGCGAUGCGAACGAGUUCUCUCAAACGUUCGAAUUACAAUAAAACAUUAAUCUUAUACGUCAGACACAUAGUUGUAAGAUGGUAGAUAACUGGGCGCCGAAAUGAAUGGUGCCUGCUUUGUACAUUUCGUACGUUGUAUUAACGAUUAACCGAUAGUAAUUUCGAUACACAACUCUACGUCUUCCAGUUUUUACGAAAAUGGAAGGACAGUGAGCCUUUUACGCCCUUAUUUCUUAUCAAAACUAACUUGUAGAGUACUUGUGUAAUCUUAAUCUUUAUCAUAAUUAUAACAACGACAGCGUAUGAUAAUAAAGAAAAUAAAAAUAUAUAUAUCCUCUU
Molecule: messenger RNA, 5570 nt
Organism: Ceratina calcarata
Lineage: Eukaryota; Metazoa; Arthropoda; Insecta; Hymenoptera; Apidae
Gene: knockout
Product: Stork-head domain-containing protein knockout
Exons: 8
Coding region: 832-3741 (969 amino acids)
Biological process (GO): regulation of transcription by RNA polymerase II
Cellular component (GO): cytoplasm; nucleus
Molecular function (GO): RNA polymerase II transcription regulatory region sequence-specific DNA binding
Source: RefSeq, a predicted model, not a curated record